GGAAGAACGAUGUACAGAAAAAAAAAAUACAAAGAUGGAAAGCUCAGUUGGGGAAAAAUACCCAAAUCCAUCACCUAUUUGUGCCCUAAAUUUUAUUACCUUCAACUCGAAGCUUAGUGGUAGGGACAACUAUGGCCUGUGGAAAAUACAGAUGCUAGUAUGCCUCCUAGAUAGUCACCAAAUCAAUGGAAAACCAGUAACCCCUCAAACCAGAUUUACAGUGAAAAGAUCAGAUGCUCUUGUCAAAGUUUGGAUUCUUGGUUCUCUCUCUGAACGUACAGGGGGGCCAUUAAGGGAUCCGAUUAUUGAAGCCACUAGCCAAAAUGCAAACAAUGUGGCUUUCUUUCCAAAUGCAAUUUGGAGUGCCAAUGAAGAUGGUCACAACAUUAUUCAAUAUGAUGUUUACAACCUACUAUAUCAAAUUGUUGGUCAAAAGAGUACUUAUAGAACAAUCAAAGACUCUUUUGGAAAUAACCUAUUGCAUUUGAUUCAACAAUUGCCAAUUAUCAACAAAUUGAAUCUUAUAUCAUGGUAGCUUUACAAAUACAACGUGAACUACAAUGGUUUAAGGAAGUUGAAAGAUUUGUGUGUUCUCUAGAGAUAACACACGAAAUACCUCAAAUGGUAUUUACAAGAGAACACAAAGACUUGGUAAUUGAAGGAGAAAAAUGGAUGAAAACCACAUAAAGACAUACAUAAUUAUUACUAUACUAGUCAACAACAUUGUAUUUGCAAUAUCCGGUACCAAUUACUACUACAAUAGUCAACAACAUUGUAUUUAGAGGAUCAUUUCCAAUUACUGCUAUACUAGUCAACAAUAUUGUAUUUGCAUAUCUAAUACCAAUUACUAUUACACUAGUCAACAACAUUGUAUUUGCAAUAUCUAUGAUGGUAAUGAGAGGAUAUAAUUAAUACACAUGGAUGUCAGUUUUUACUA
Molecule: messenger RNA, 937 nt
Organism: Lactuca sativa (garden lettuce)
Lineage: Eukaryota; Viridiplantae; Streptophyta; Magnoliopsida; Asterales; Asteraceae
Source: RefSeq, a predicted model, not a curated record